Messenger RNA from Durotheca rogersii, 4253 nucleotides. RefSeq lists its product as uncharacterized. The transcript is spliced from 3 exons. The record is from RefSeq and is a predicted model, not a curated record. Gene Ontology annotation, molecular function: protein binding. NCBI's taxonomy places the organism in Eukaryota, Fungi, Ascomycota, Sordariomycetes, Xylariales, Xylariaceae. The coding region runs from base 349 to 4104 and encodes 1251 amino acids.
GGGAGAACGACCAAAAAAAAGAAAAGAAAAACCAGCCUGAUGGCUAGGUAGUAAGUGAGAUGAUGUCUUCAUCUUCCCUACAGCCCUACGUGUUGUAACUUGAGGGACCAGACGCGCCCAGAUAAGUCGUCUACGUCCCCAAGGCUCGACAAAUUCAAUCACCGAGGGCCCCCAUCUUCACGACCAAAGAACUUUUCAGAGGGAUGUUCGUCUCCGGCCCGACCGGAUUCGUGUAAUGUUAUAGGUCCUGAUGAUGCUUCUCAGAACCCUGCUCAAGCACCGGAGCUAUCCCUUUUAAAUUGGAGACCGCUGCCGGACGUACACGCCACCUUCGAUACCCUCCCCCAGAUGCUGGAGAAAACUGCCGCGGGCUUGGAACCAUGCGGUUUUCACCGGGUAGUUCCCGGCGCGGUCAAGUCCCUGCGGAGCGCGAGACACCUCCGCACGAGCUUCUGGAGGCAUGGGGCAGUUGAUAUCGAGUUAACCACAACUUGGAAAGCCUUGAUGCACGGCACCAUCGACCUUAAUAUGAGUCCCGCUCCCGAGGAGAACGGAGGCCCAGCAUUGAGCGCAUCGACACUUCCUCUUGACUUUCUAUAUCCAAGCGGCGCUCUCACGCUUACGCGCCGCUUGAACUGGUCCUCCCAUAUCUCCAGCUAUCCCGGUAUGUUUCCUCGUGGACGGCCUUUUCUAAAAUUCCCCCCUCGCCUCUAUACGCCCUCUCUCCCCAGGCGGCGAGCCGACCGCUCCGAAACUAAGGCGGAGGCUGAGGCGGGCGCCGAUCCAGAUCCAGGCGCCGAUGCAGGAGCGGGGGCCGAUCUAGAAGUAGGCACCCACCCAGAAGCAAGCAGCGAUUUAAGAGCGGCCGCCGAUUCAGAACCAGGCGCCGAUGCAGAAGCAGACGCCGAUACAGAAGUCCGCGAGCUCGAUAAUAAUGCCGAUCCGAAAACGAGCGCCGAUAUAGAAGCACACGGGCUCGAUAGUAAUACCGAUCCAGAAGCAGGAGCUGAUCCGGAAGUACACGGGCUCGACAAUAAUGCUGGCCCGGAAACGAGCGCCGACACAGAAGCAGGCGCCGAUCUAGAACCGGGAGCCGACCCAGAACCGGGUGCCGUCUCAGAAGCAGGAGCCAAUCUACAAGCACACGAGCUCGAUGGUAAUGCCGCUCCGGAAGGGGGAGAGGACAAGACACUCACAGAGAGUAUUUCGCCUGAAGAUCGCCUCCACUCUAGCGCACUCGAAGACUUGAUGGCAAGUGUUGAUCUCGAAAAUGCUGAUUCUGUCUGGCAUCAUUUCGGGGCCCUAAGUGAGCCGCUACAGACCACCUAUACGAGCCAAGUUUUGGUCUUCCUUUCCAAGAUAGGCAGAUUAUCCGACUCUGGGAAAAUAUCCGAACUGUUCUAUAAGCUCCCUACGUCAGAGUGGGAUAACGAUAAUUUCAUCGCGGGCAUCACCGCCGAACUGGACCUGCAAAAUUUUGACAAGGCACUCGAAGUCUUUGUGAAGGGGCUCGAGAAUGAGGCCCUCGAAGUCCUACGCCUAGUCAAGGCCUUGGAUUCACUACUGGCUCGGUUUCUCCGACAUCCAACUCCCCGAUUAUUGAGGAGUCUAUGGCUGCAUUACCCUGAAAUGGCCGCACGGUGGGAAUUUAAGGAAAUCACCUCAGAACUCCGCAAAGUUGCUUCGGUGCCCGACCUCGCCGAACGAGCUCUCGAAUUCGAGGUCCGUGGCCGGCAGGAGCUUCAGGGGCCGGGCGACUCGCUACUCAGCGAGGAAGCAUUGGACAUGCUGAAGAAAAUCCUCGUACGCCGUGCCCUUGUUUCAUGUACUGACGCGCAAGUCAUCCCGCUUCUCAAUACGACAAACGACCCUCUCGCCUACGAGGACUUUCUGCGUACGGUAUGCUCUCGAGGGAAGUAUAAAUUCGGGAUUGAAAUAUAUCAAACCUAUCGUAACCUCCCUGGGAGCGUGCCGAGCCAUGCCGUCCUUCAUGAAAUGUUCAAGGCUUAUAACAGCAGGGGCACACCCAUGUACAUCAGGUACGCUGGCGUCGAAUUUCUAUGGGGUGACUGGCAAAAAUUUCACAUCAUUCCCUCUCUCAGAGCUUAUCAAAGGUAUAUGACCUUCUACGCGUCGCGAGGAGAUAUCGAGCAGGUCCAUAAACUAUGGGUAGAAUUCAUCGAGGCGUACAAAGACGACCCUGAACAUCCCGUUCUAGGAUGCGACGAUGUGUUUUCGCAUCUCCUCCAGGCACACGCGGUCCGCGGCGACUGCGAAGAAACACAGCGUAUUUUUGACGACAUCACGGACAAGUUUCAAGUCACUCCGAACACGGUCUGCUGGAAUAUCCUCCUCAACGCCUAUGCCAAGGCCGGCGACUACGAUGGCGCGAUAUCCAUUUUCGAAAAAUUCGCCACGGUAGGGCAGCCGGACCAGUAUACCUACGGGACGAUGAUGCAGAUGGCUGGCGGCAGAGGCGAUCUCGGGUUCACCAUUGAUCUGUAUCGCCGAGGGAACAAGGCCGGUGUGGGCGCGGAUGAAGCUAUUCUCAGUAGCCUGGUUGAUGCCUACUGCCUAAACGACCAUUUGCAAGAAGCUCAAGAUGUAUGCGUUCGCGCUUCGGCGAAGGGGAUCGUCGCAACCCGAAUGUGGAACAAGCUCAUCUACUACCACGCCCUUCGACGCGACCUUGCUAGCAUGAAUGCCGUUCUCAACCUCAUGGUCGAGAAGGAGAUCCCGUACAACGAAUACACUUACCAACAGCUACUGUUGGGCCUAUCCUUGUGCCGGCAGUCGCAGCACGCCCUUCACCUCCUCGCGGUAGCCCUCAAGGACACCAUCUUCGAGGUUACUCCCGAGCACUUCAACAUCGUGAUGGGCGGCUUACUGAGAACUGGAGAGCCUGGACCGGUCUUCCGUCUUCACAAGUUAAUGCAGGAUUACGGGUACCCAUCCUCUUCAACCACCUUGUUUCGGCUCACCCAGGCGCUCGGCCAAUGGAAAAACCUAACUCAGAUUCAGCGGUCGCGUCACACUGCAACCGAGUGGCUCGGCGAAGCUCUUCGCUCAUUCUACCGUAUAUAUGGUAUAAAAGAGCGGAGAGAUAUUACCAGACUACCUUCCCGCACGCCCAGGCACGACCUGUUGGGCGAACUGUUGGGGCUUUCCACCGAGAAAUUCCAAUUCAGCGCUAUGGUCCAUAUGUUUACGCAGCUUAAAGACUUCGUUCGAGCCCGGGAUUUCGUCGACCUUUACCGUUAUGUCUUCCAGGGUCGCAGUGACUUGGAGGGGGUUCUCCCCGUGGGUAUGCUCAACUCGGUCAUGCUUGCGGAUUUCCAGGAAGGACAUUACGAUCAAGUUAAAAGCACGUGGAAUUCUCUCUUCGAGUCUGCGAAGAUAGAGGCACGCUCGGCAGACUACAUUGAAGAGUUACCGCACACUCCCAAAAUCUCGGCCAAGUAUCGCUAUGUCCUAUCGAACGGGCUGGAAGUCAUGCAGAAGUUGCUCUUCCUCGAAGGAAAUGCCACUGGCAUCAUGAGCCUAGUCAAAGAGGUCCGCGACGAAGGCUUCGAGAUCAAUAGUAGGAAUUGGAAUUACUAUGUGCAGGCGUUAGUCCAGCUCAAGCAGUACAAGGAGGCAUUCGUCACCUGCGAGAAGAUUCUCAUGCCUAACUGGACCGGAUGGUUUGUCGUGCGCACGAAGGAGAAUGUGCGGAACAACAUAUCGCUCGACCUACGUCGAAAGGGCGCGUCCCCCCGGUACCUUCGACCCGUCGCUACAACGCUCUACCACCUAGCACGGGGCUAUAUGGAAUUGGAUCAGCUCGCCCCUUGGACCGGCGAAGCGGCUAAGACGGCUCGGGAGGUGGAAAACGAGUGUCCGCAGACAGUUCGAGCGAUCAAAUCAAUGAUCCGGGUACAUUCGAAACUCGAGUACGAAAUUUUCGGCCGAGAGGAGUCGUUCAAUUAUAUCGACUCCGAAAAUGGUGAUGAUGAUGAAAGCCUGGAUGUGGAGGCGGGUGAUAAGCCGGAUGAAACGCCGGAGGACGGUGCUACGGACUCGCAGCCGGGUGACGGUGCCAUGAACCCGCCGCCUGAUGUAUAGAAGGCUGUCUUGAUAGUUAGGGGUAUAUAUGUGGGAUUCCACGAUGCCCGACGCACUUGGAUGUGAACGUGAUUCAUCGAAUGGCGUCGAAAGCUAGGUAGAAGAUGUCAACAGAAGCAUGGUUUCAUUCGCCUUGACGUAGGUAUCAU